AUGAAUAAUUCUGAAAAUUUUAAUCUAAAUGAAGAGAAAUUAGUGUGGUGCAAUAAUAGCCCUUCUACAAUAGAGCAAAAUGAUCUAUUAUAUAGUUUAUGUAAUGUAAUUGAAAAAAAAAAUGAUGAACAAGUGUUAUUGACUGAAUGCGAAAAUGGUGACAAGGGCUGCACUUUUGUAUGUGAUUCAAAAAAUUUAUAUGAAGCAAAUAGACAACAAUUUCCAUUAGAUCAAGAUGAUAUAAUUAAAUUAAAAUAUAUAAAUGAUCCUACAGUUUUGCAUCAUUUAUAUGAAAGAUACAAAAAUGAAAUAUUUUAUACAAAAAUGGGACCAUUAUUAAUUUAUAUUAACGCAAAUAAAAAUAUAAAUGAUGAUAAUGAGAAAAUAAUUGAGAAAUACAAGUUCAAUAGAAAUAUUGAAGAAUUAGAUUUGAAUGUGUAUAAUGUAGCAAAUAUAGCUUUAAAUAAUUUAAAUAAUUUAAAAAAAAGUCAAUCUAUUAUUGUAACUGGUGAAUCAGGAUCAGGUAGAAGUGAAAUAUCAAAGAAAAUUAUAAAUUUUCUUUCAUAUACUAAGAAUAAAGAAAAGUCUUCAGCUAAUAAUAAGGAAAGCAAUGUUUCAGAAAUAUUAAAAUUAUCCAAUUAUAUUAUAGAAGCAUUUGGAAAUGCUAAAACAGAAAAAAAUAAGAACUGUAGUAGAUUUGUGAAAUUAUAUACAAUAUUUAUGAAUGAUAAAGAAGUUAGUUCCUACGAAAUUAAAAAACUUUUAUUGGAUAAAGAGCGUUUAAUAAAUAGAGGACUAAAUGAAAGUUCUUUUAAUGUAUUUUAUUAUAUCUUAAAUGGAUCAGAUGAAAUUUUUAAAAGGAAAUAUUUUUUAAAAAAUAUUGAAGAUUAUAACAUUUUAAAAAAUGAAAACGAACGUAAAAAAUCUGAUGAUGAACUUGGAUUUUCACAAUUACUGAAAUCUCUACAAUACAUAUUUGAAGAUGAAAAAGAAAUUGGCCUUAUCUUUUCUGUUCUUUCAGCAUUGUUAUUAUUAGGAAACAUUAAAGUUUUAAAAAAUUCUGAUAAGAACAUCCUUAACCCAAAUUUUAUAAUACAAAUCCCUAUAAAUUAUGAAAAAGAACAAACAAAAUUAGAGCACGAUUUUUAUAAUCAAUCAAUAGAUGAUAAUACAAAAAUAUUUCUAGUUGCAAGUAAAUUACUUAAUAUUAAUCCUGAGAUUCUUUUAAAUUAUUUUACAAAAAAUGAUAUAUGUGAUGACGUGAUACACUCAAGAGCCUACAAUGAAGCAGAAAUCAAAAAAAGAAUUGAAUGUUUUAUAAAAACAUGUUAUGAAGAAUUAUUUAAUUGGAUAAUUCUUAAAAUAAAUAGCAAAAGUAACAUAAAAAAUAUAAAAAAAAAUGAUCCAUGUAUAAAUAUACUUGAUGUAAUAUAUUUUGAAAACUUAAAAGAAAAUUCACUAAAUGAGUUGUUGAUAAAUACCACAAAUGAAGCUAUAAGAAAAAUAUAUGUCGAUUUUUUUUUUAAGAAAAGACUAAAAAUUUACAAAGAUGAAGAUAUAGAAUCAAAUAAAUUAAAUUAUAUAGAUAAUGAAAAUUUGUUUAAACUAUUAGUUUCAAGGGAAGAAUCUUUAUUCUCCUUUUUAGAAAACGCAUGCAUAGAAAAAACUUUCGAAAAAAAUAAUUUAUGUUCGUUAAUUAUGAAAAAAUUUCAUAAUAAUGAAUAUAUAAAAACAAACCCAAUGAAAAAAAAUAAUUCAUUUGUUAUUGUUCAUUCCAAUGAAGAAAUCAAUUAUAUAACUGAAAAUUUCAUAGAUAAAAAUGUUGAUAUUUUAACUUGUAAUUUUAUUGAAAUGAUUAAAAAGUCUGAUAGCACAUACAUGCAACAAUUAUGCUCUUUCUAUAACUAUGAUAAAAGCGGAAAAAUUAUGAAAGAUAAUGUAAGAUAUAAUAUAUAUUCUCAAUGUAAUUUAUCUAAAAAAGAAUACAAGUCUAAAGAUCAGAUGUUAGUUACAUUAUUAAGAAACAACUUAGUAGAAUUAAUUAAAAUAGUUGAAUUAACCUUUUGUCACUUUAUAUUGUGCAUAAAUCCAUAUGAAAAUAAAAAUAAAUUAAAUUUUGAUAAAAAACUUGUCUUAAAUCAACUUAAUAAAUUUCAUAUUUUUGAAUUAUCACAAUUAAAAAAUGGAUAUUUUCCAUAUAUAUUUUGCUUUAGAGAAUUUUUAGAAACUUUUAGAUAUUUGUGUGAAAAUAAUAAUAAAACGAUUGAUGAAAAUGAUAUGAAAAAAAUGAUUAAUAGAGAAAGCAUUGAAAAUCUGUUAAAUUCUUAUAAUAUAAGCCCAAAGGAUUGGUGCAUAGGAAAGAAUAUGAUUUUUCUAAAUGAUCAAUCUUUGAAAAUAUUAAUGUCUUAUAAUCUUUCAAAAUAUAAAAUAUCUGAAACUAUUGAUAGCAAAGAUAGUUCAUCAGAAUUAUCAAGUGAAAAAAAAAUGGCACUUGAAUUAGAAAAAGUAACAGAAAAGAAAUCAUAUUCAAAAGAAAUAAUAAGAUCAAAUAUAAAAAUGGAAAAACAGGAACAAAUUAUACAAUCCUAUAACACAAAAAUUAAUAUUGAAUAUAAUGACAGAGAUGAAAAAGAAAAGGAGCUAUUAAGUGUAUAUUCGGACAUAGUAGAUUUAAAAAAUGAAGAUACAUUAAAUGAUGAUAAAUUUUCUUUAGAUGAAUAUAAUAAAUAUAACACUUCUUAUUUUAAUAAGAAUUGUAAAAGCAAAACAAAAAAUGUUGAUUUUAAAUCUUUCAAUGAAAAAAAUAAUAUACUACUAAAUAUGGAGUCAAGAUUUAUUGAGAAAAAUGAAUCAAAUAAAAAUUCUCGUAACACCUAUGGAAUAAUGAAUUUUAUCAAUAGUGUAACUAUGUAUACCAAAAAAUUAAAUCAAAUACAUCAAGCAUUAAAAGAGUUUGAUCCUAUAAAUGACCAAUUGAAAAAAGAUAGUGUAUUUAAUUUGGGUAUGGAAAAUUUUUAUAAUGAAAAAGAUAUUUUUGAUGAUAUCAAAUCAGAAAAUCAAGAUAAGAAAAAUGAAAAUAUAAAUGAGGGUAAUAUAUAUGAAGAUGUAACAAAUAAUAGUAAGAUAAAUGCAGAUAAACUGAAUAAAGAUGAAAUAAGUGAAAGUGAGAUAAAAGUAGAUGAAAUAAAUGAAAGCAAGGAAAAUAAAGAUGAGGUAAAUGAAGAUAAAAUAAUAGAGGAUACAAUAAAUGAAAACGAAAACAAUAGUACAAAACUUGAUGAUUUAACAUAUCAAGAUGAAAAUAACACAUUUGUUGAAAAAAGUAAAUGUUCUUUUGGUGAAACAGUAGAUGAAGAUAAUAUGGAUGAAAACUUUACACUUGAUAAAACUAUAAAUUUUAAUUAUUCUGAAAGUAUAAAUUAUCCCUUAUGUUGCCAAAGUAAUUUAAUAUGCCUCAUGAAUAAUUUAGUUAAUAAUUAUAAUGAUCCAAAAGAGAUAGUUCACGAAAAUUAUUCUAUUGAGAAAAAGAUAGAUAAUGUAAAAGAAAAUGAUUCUGUGAACUGUAUCUCUAGUCUUAAAUUUAAAAAUACAAAUGAGAAACUUGAAUUAUUAGAUAGGUUAAAUGACCUAUAUAUAUAUAACUCAAAUGAAAAACAAAUCGUUAUGAAUAUUCUAAAACAAAUAAAAAAUGAUAUAGGGAAAAUACAUGGUAAUAAGUGGAAUAUAUUUCUUUGUUCAUCAGAUUGUUAUUUUAUAUCAUAUACAACUAAAGAAGAUGAAUUGAUUUUAACAAAAGAAUGCAAUAGAUUAAAGGAUAGAAUAAUGUACAGUCAAGAAUUUCAUCCCAUUAAAAAAGUUAACCAAGAAGUUUGUGAAUAUGGAAAUACUAAUGUUGUAGAAUAUUUAUCUUUACCAGAAAAUAAAAAAGUACAUGAAAUUUAUGUUUCUAAUAAUGUUGAUGAAAAAUAUCUUAAGGAUCAUUAUAAAAUACUUUGUUAUCGAUCAAGAAAAGUUAAUAAAUUCGAUUUUUUAAGUGCUAGAUCCUUUUAUAGAUCUAUAGAGUACAAAAUUUUGAGUACAAGAAAUAUAACGUAUGUAAAUACUGAUUUCUCCUAUAUGGAUGAUAAAAUGAAAUAUAACUUUAAGCAACAUGUUAUUAAUGAAUUUAUUAAUAAUCCCGACAUAAGCAUGGAAGAUCUAUCAUACAGCUUGCUAAAUUUAGCUACUUAUUUUUAUCACGAAAAAGAUGGGACAUGGUGUGUUUUUAUUUCAACAGAAAAAUCAUUUGCAGGUAUAGUUAAUAUUGUUAAAAACCGAUACUUAAGAAUGACAGUCCAAAAUAAAAAUAAAAAAUAUAAUGUUAUUUUAUUUGAAACACCCUCAUAA
This is a messenger RNA of Plasmodium relictum, 4386 nucleotides long. Its product is annotated as myosin E, putative, putative. Bases 1 to 4386 code for a protein of 1461 amino acids. NCBI's taxonomy places the organism in Eukaryota, Apicomplexa, Aconoidasida, Haemosporida, Plasmodiidae. The record is from RefSeq and is a predicted model, not a curated record. The transcript has a single exon. Gene Ontology annotation, biological process: actin filament organization; vesicle transport along actin filament. Gene Ontology annotation, cellular component: cytoplasm; vesicle; myosin complex. Gene Ontology annotation, molecular function: microfilament motor activity; actin filament binding; ATP binding.